GGGGCGCCGAGUGUGUAACAUUAUGGGAUGGCAAACUCUAGUCAUGCUAGUUGCGUACGUGACGUCCUUCAAUGUGGCGUUGCGAACAAUGGAGAGAAAAUGUAUUUAAAUCAUUCGUAGGAGCUAAAGAGACACACACCAUUUCUGUGAAUUGAUUUUUUUGGCUGAGAAUUCAUAUAUAUAUAUAUAUAUAUAUAUCCAUCGGUACUUCAAAUUACUGACGCAGAAUGGCUUCCAAGCCAGGUUUAUAUAUUUUCAUCCUUGGAAUAGCAUGUCUGAUGAUGAUUCAAGUAGGAGCAAUGAUAUCGCAGUCGUCUGUUGUUUUGGAAAACGGGGGAUAUACCAAUAUUGUGCUAGCUAUUGAUGAAAGUGUAGGAGAGAAUGAUGAUUUGAUAUCGGCAAUAAAGAAAAUGUUCGUCGAUGGAUCACGUUUUUUAUACCAGGCCUCCCGAAAACGAGUUUACUUCAAAGGUGUCACUAUCCUUAUCCCAUCACUCUGGUCAACAAAAUCAGAGUAUCAAUCACCAGGACGAUUGACCUCUGACAUGGCUGACAUCCGGGUGGCACAGCCAAAUCCUCUUUGGGCGCCAAAUCCUUACACCCAUCAGGUCCAGGGAUGCGGAAAGCCUGGAAGCUACAUUCAUUUUAUAGAGGAAUUCCUGACGAGCCCUAAAACCAAAGACUCAUAUGGACCCUUAGGAAACGUGCUGGUACAUGAAUGGGGACAUCUCAGAUGGGGAUUAUUCAAUGAAUACCCGGAUGCAGUGGGUGAUCAGAAGGACAUAAUUCAUUUCUACCAGUCAAUGAAGGAUGAAAAAUACAAGCCCGUGACAUGUAGCCAGGAACUUGAGAUUAGGGCACUGAUCAGAUCAGAUGAGGAUGGUUCUGAAUAUCGAAAAUGUGGGGGAAAUGAAGUCGAUGGGUACGAAGAAGGGUGUAUGGCAAUACCAAAAGAUCCCGGAUCUGCCACUGGAUCUAUUAUGUAUGGAAUGCUAAACUUUCAAGAGAUAAGCAACUUCUGCGACAAAGAUGAGAGCGAUCCUGGUAACCUUCACAACAGAGAAGCACCCAACAAACACAAUCGUCUCUGUGAAUCAAGGAGUGCAUGGGAAGUUAUGAGGGAGCAUGAAGACUUUAAAGACAACAACUCGCCGCCUCGGGAAUUGAGUGACGCUGACAUUAUGCCAUCGUUUACACUGGCACAAGCUCGAAGUAGUGAUGAUUGCCGUAUAGUCUUAGUCAUUGAUACUUCGGGGAGCAUGAGUACGAAUGACCGAAUCACGAAAGCGAUGAGUGCAUCCACUGCUUUUAUUGAUUUAGUCACUGAAGGAACAUGGGUUGGUAUCGUUGGUUUUACCGACACCGCUGAUAUAAUACAUCGAUUGAUACAGGUCUCUUCGCCGGUCGAAAGAUCUUCGUUACGUGACAGCUUGAAUCUUGUCGCCACUGGCGGGACAUGUAUCGGAUGUGGCUUAGAGACUGGACUACAGGUGUUGCGAGAACAUCCGUCAGGAGACAUUGCUGGAUCAGACAUUUUAUUGAUGACUGAUGGAAAAGACAGCGAUUUUGGUACCCACAUUGUAAGACCGACUUUACUGGCGGAAGGGGUGAGGGUCAACACAGUGGCUAUAGGAGAUGACGCUUACGGUGAAUUAAAUACAGUAUCUCUGGAAACAGGAGGAGGACCGUUUUCUUAUGGUGAUAAUGAUGGCACUGCUAGUCUGACCACUUCUCUAAGUCAAACUGCUCAGAACUGUUUGGGAGACCGUUCCAAAGAACGCGUACAGCUUUCCGCCAUAGGUGCUACUCUUGGUGACGGAGAUGUGAAAUCAGGACACAUCUAUAUUGAUCCCUCGAUAGGCUCUAGGACCCAGUUCAUAGUAACUUACACUGAAGGCUCAGAUGUCACACCAGGAGUUACACUUAUCAUCACCCAGCCAAGUGGCAAGACUACAUCGCCAGGUAGUUCUGAAUAUAAUGACAACGUCCAGCGAAAGGUCAUCAACGUUGUAAUCGACGGUAAAGCAGAGACUGGCAAAUGGUUUUAUCGAAUUGAAAACGUGUACACUGGCCCUCAGUCUGUUACAUUUUCCGUCUUCUCCACACCAAAUCUCGAAGAUGUAGAAGAAGGGAAUGUUAUCAAUGUGAAGUCCUACACCAGCACCUCGAUCUUAAACCAAUCUGAAAAUUUAAAACCACUAUUCACUUACGCUGAGAUCACCCAAGGGUCCAUGCCGGUUAUAAAUGCAACCGUCAAAGCAAGCGUGGAACGACCAGGAGGAGAUAUUAUGACAUUUGAUCUUCUAGACAAUGGUGCAGGUGCCGAUAUCACUGCAAAUGAUGGUGUGUACAGCCGAUCAUUUGUUAACUACACUGGGGAAGGUUACUAUGGUAUCGGAAUCACAGCAGAGAACGAUGGCAAUGCUGUUGUCUUGACGGAUUCAGUAGGGUCUUCAGCCACGCCCUUUAUCAACAUCACAGACGAUGGAAAGGUGGUCUCUGAUGCAACUAUAGGUAACUACACCAUGCGACUUCCUGGAGACCAAAUAUUCGAUAACUUGGUGUUGGAGAAAGCGGCGCCCUUUACCAGAAGCUCGUCAGCCGGUUCGACCAAUGUCCCGACUCUUCCACCGAAUUUUACACCGGGCCAAGAUCAGUUCCCACCAAACCGAGUCCAUGAUCUUCGGGUUAAACUGACAUCUCUUAAUGAUUCGUCCGUGGUUCUUACCUGGACUGCACCGGGGGAUGAUCUAGAUACGGGAACUGCUAUUUCCUAUGACAUCAGACUAUCACAUUCUUCAGCGUUGAUUUCGACCAAUUUUUCUGAUGCAACCCGAGUGGAAUUCCAUCAGCUUCUGAAAGGGAACAUGUCAAGGCCCAAACCGUUUGGAUCGGUAGAAGAAUACGUGAUCAGGAUUGAGGACGUCCCAGGUGUCACAUCAUUCUCGUACGCAUUUGCUCUCCAAGCCACGGAUGACGCGGGUCUGACUAGUCCAGUUUCUAAUGUCGUGAUGGCAACAUUCAGGAGGGUGAUUCCUACAACACCUGCCCCAACCGUUGGUCCAUGCGAUGGCAUGCUGUGUCAUAAUGGAGGCACUUUGAAUGAAAGUAGCUGCUCAUGUUUUUGCUCAGAUCAGUCACAGGGGGAGAAUUGCCAAUAUGUGAAGUCACAACUCAGAAAUGGAGUCCAGAUCGAUCUUCGUGGGAACACUGCUCAGUGGACGGACAUUGUGGCUCCUCUACUCGAAUCAGUGACACAACAGCUCAACAUAUUCUGCAACAGUAAUUUCGCCGUCUGCUGCCAAGGCAGGGCAAAUAUUUCCAGUGAAACUACGAGGAUCGUGUUUGUGACGGGAAGUGAUGUCAAGCUUGCUGACGGAUAUCCGGUUAUCAAAGGACCGGCAGAUGAUGGAGAAUUGUGCUCGUUUGUUGUGUAUGCUCUUAAAGCUGCUAAAGAUAUUUGUUCUGACGCUUCGGGAAUACUGUCAAAAUGGAAAAGAGAAGUCAGAUCAAAUAUCAAGAGACGAUCCGUCGAGCCUACGUUCGUCUCUCAAGAUCUGUUGUUUGAAGCCAUUUUGAGUGGCCGUCUAGCCAUAUCUACCCACCUUGCAAACGCCUCAUCAGGGGAUAUCUCUAUUGGUAAUAUUACCCUGCCUGUCGUAGAGGAUGAUACUGUUCCAACAGAGAACAAACCACAGGGAUCAGGACUUUCCGCAGGCAUUAUUGUCAUUAUCUGCAUUUUGAUCAUCUUGAUUACCAUUUUUCUUCUGGGAGUCGCUUAUUACUACAAAAGGCACAGGUUGAGGAAGGACCCUUCUUACCACGUUGCAAGGAAAUCUGAUCUCGAAGAAGGUCAAGAAUAGGUGUAAUAUCCUUGUAAAAACUGGGAAUCUUGAUCAACAAUUCAAGGAGGUCCGACAUGCAGGUUAUCAUCGUAAAAGAUGAGUGUUGAUGAAGGGAAGGGCCUCUCCAUCAGUACACAACAUAUGGCAAGAUUCUUUUCCGUUUUACAUCCUUUCUGCAUCCGUAUGUGCAGUGGGACCAAGCCUUUACCUACUUCUAUGUGUCAUAAUAUCGCAAGGUAAUAAACGAUCAUUGAAAUCGUUUUCAUAGAGACCUUGUAGCCGUUUAUAUGCGUACCUACCCAUACAUUAAAAAAACACAGUUUAUUAUUUUUAUAUAGCACUGUUAACUGUAAGAACUUAAAGUUAGUUAAAACAUCUUAAACAAGUGUUUAGAAUUUUUAACAACCAUGCUUAAUUUAUUGAAGAUUUGGUAUUAAAAGUUUUGUUCAAGAUUUUACCAACUACUGUAGUACUGUAACUGUAAAUCUCUUAUACUAAACAGCGAUGUAUAAAAUUAUAAACCGCGUUUUCACUUUGCAUAGGGAAGCAGAGAAGGGUUUCCGUUUUAACACUCUGAAAGAAAUAUUGUCGUGCAAUAGAUGUUGCAAAAAUGAAUGACCUUUAAUUCACAUCCGAAUCUCAAGAUUAACUCCUGUAACAUACAAAUAAAAACAAGAUUAGCUACUGUAAAUACGCGAAAAGGGAUAUAUUUUCAGUUCUAUUUUCGUAUGCAUGUAGCUGUCAAGAAUACAAUUUAAGUCUGGGUAAACAUAUACAUGUAGUGCACACAUCACAAUAGCACAUUAGAUUAUAAUAAAGACGGAAAACCCAUACAAGUCGAGUAGAAGUGCGACAUGUAUUACACAAAAAUAAUUAUUCCAACUUUUACAGCUUUGGUCAUGAUAGGACGAUACAAUAUACAUGUAUAGUAAAUCAUCAUACUGAUUCAAUUAUAGCCUCAUUUGUCUUUUGUUUGGAAGAAUAUGAGAAAUAGCCUUAUGAAUAUAUUCUUAAGACAUUUAUAUUUGAAUAACAUAAUCCAAGAUAUAUUUAUUUUUUACACAAACCAAGAUUUGAUUGGUAUUUCAUAGAUACUCCUUUUAUUUUUGUAUCAAUAUGUUGCUUCAAUACUGAACCUUCAUUAUUAAGCUACGCUUUCCAGGAGAUUCUCAUUUCAUUAUGUUGUAUUAUAUUUCUCCUUUGUAAUUUUCUUGAAAAUUUGAAAUGAAAUGAUUUCUUAAUCAAUAAAUUAUAUCAGAAACUAGUUUCCAUGUUUAUGAAAUAUACUAUGAAUCACGGAAUAGAAAUUGUAUUUGAGUAUAUAAAACGUACACAAUAAUAUUUGUGAUUUUGUAAAUUUAUAGGAGAUCAUAUACACUAUCUACAGCUCUUAACAUGGAUUUUACAUGUAGUACCAGCUUUAAAAUGUGUAUUUUUUAAUGAAAAAAUAAUCAAAUCUGAUCUGAGCCUGAACACACAAACAUCAGCCCGAUGAGACAUACUUUGAAGUGACAAAAUAUAAAGUCUAACAUUUUAUUCAAUUAGUGUAUAUAUAGUAUUGAUUGUAAAUAUUAUUCAUUUGCAUUGGAUCUUUUUAUACAACAUGGUUUUAUCAGGGAUCUUACGUUGCAAUUUUUGUUGUUAGAAAAAAAUGCAAUAUAAAACAAUUCAUACAUUACAAAAACAAAAAAUACAACCAUUACGAAACAAAAAAAUAUAACCAUUAUGAAACAAAAUAAAUCACAAUUUCAGCGUUGAUGGACUUCAAAGAAUUUACCAGCAAACUGCCAUUCUUCUUAUCGUUAAUGAAUGCCAGUCAAUUUAGUGCUACAGUGUGCCAUUUAACGUGAAUUGUAUAUUAGGCGAUUGCUUUUAAGUUAUUAUUAAAUUAAUACAUUUUAACGUUUCUACAUCCGCUCUGCUACCUCAAGACAUAAUUAUGCAGGUAUGUUCAUUACUUAACCCUAAAUAGACUGCAUAGGCUAUUUCGACGCCUAAGAAGACUGGGGGCUGAUUCAGCCCCCCUUAUCUCGGCCGUCAAUCGCGCGAUCGCGACGAAAAUCGGCACGCGCGUUACCCAUGACAUUAUCUACAAAACUAUAAUAUCAAAUGCUGUGAAAAAUCUCAUUGCUCAUUAAUUAUGUUAAUUUAUGCAUAAAAUCAUAAGUUUGCUCCAAUUAAUAAAAUAAUGCCUCUAAAAUGCUAAUUUGUAUUUCACAUACUCUAGAUAGGCAUCUGAUCAAAUUUAUGUUUCAAAAAUUUCAACAUCACAUUCAUUUUCUUAUGUAUUCUAUCGUUUUCUAAAUAUCCUAUGUAUUUUCUAUGUUUUUCGACGUUUUUUUUUUUUUUUUUUUUUUCGAUGCAUUUUCGAUGGAUUUAAUUUUGACCAUGAACAAGAUCAAAUUAAUUGAUAUUAAGCAGUAAAAUAAAAAAUAAUGAAACAUUUUAUGAAUUUUGGCUAAAAACACUAAUGCAUUGGAUUUGUACACAACUUCACGUUUUUGAGUAAUUUUGGGUUUGCAUGCACUUACGAAAUGUUGCGUGAUUUCGGAACCGCGUAUCCGGGGAUCACAAUUUUGGUCUCAAAAGUUGCGCGAGACUUGAAAGAAAACAGCGAGCGACGCGGUCAAAAACUUCCGAGCGGCGGAUUUAUCACGAAAAUGUCGAGGGGGGCUGAAUCAGCCCCCCCCCCCCGUCUUCUUAGGGUUAAUGAUAUCUCAGACAAUGAGUAAAAAGAGAUUAAGCCUCCACAAAACAAAGAUUGUCUACAUUCUUUCAACAAAUAUUUCAAUAAAUUGGAAGUGUCAUGAGUUCCACGCACGUUUAAACGUGUAGACAAGGAUGCAUUGAUCUAUGAAUUCCCUUCAAUCCGUUCAUAGUAUCUUUAUUUUAUUUUCCUCAUCAUGAUUCAACAGAGGUAUUUCGAUAAUUAUUGACACUGAUGAAAAAUAUGAAUGUCUAAAAAUGAAUGUCCAAAAUGAAUGUCUAAAUAUGAAUUUCCCCUUCAAACACCCUGCCCAAGGACGGAUUAUACAAUAAAACAUUUUGAAUAUGUUGUUGCCGUCUUGUUUAAUUCGCUCCCUUGUGAUAUAAAAAAAUGCACAUCCCCCAUGCAUUAAAAAAAUCACUGUAAAUCAUUCAAAUUCUGACUGUUACACUGAAUAACUUGAUGUAAUGAUUCCAUGAUGCUUGUUGAUUCACGUUGUAUGUAUAAUGUAUUAUGUUUUACUUGAUUAUAUGUUACCUACAUUGAAUUGCUAUGAUGUUGAGUUUUUUUUUUUAUUGCAGGGCGCAUUUGUAAAGCAGUUUGAAUAACUGAACAUUUGUUUUAGUAUAUUAGCAUAUAUUAGCAUAUCAAUGCAUUUAUGGGCAUGCACCUUCUAGAUUGUGUAAUGAAAUCGAAAUGUAUUUUGACAGACAUGGCAUCAAUACUAGAAAUUACAACUCCUUAAGCGCAGUCUUGCCAAAACCCAAUAAGGAAAUUUUUAAACUCUCAUCCAAAUAUGCUGCUAUAAAAGUCUGGAACUCUUUGCAAACAUCAACGCAAAAUAUCCAAUCCCUGCAAUCUUUUAAACGUGUAUAUAAAGCUGCUUUUUUUAACUAAUGUCAGUUUUCUUCUUUUUAUCAAUUGUUACCUUACCUCCUGAAUAUUGAUUUUGUCUAAAUUCGACAUUUUUUUUUUUUUGGGGGGGGGGGUGAAUUAUUAAUAUAUACUUUGUUUGUUACUUGUAAUUCUUUUAGAUUACUAUGUUAUUUUUUUGUAGCUUUAUAUCAUAAAUUCCCUUGUCAUUUUGUUAAAUUGAAUUGUAUUUGUUAUUUUUAAUCUGAUGAUUUUUGUAUAUUUAGUUUUUUAACCUGUUGUAUCAGGACCAUGAUGUAAAACAGCUGUGCUGAUCAUGUUUUUUUAUCCUGUAUAAAUAAAUUCAAAUAAAUAAUAAUAAACAGGCCUACCCUGCAGUAUAAAAUAAAGAAAACAUAUAUUGA
Lytechinus pictus (painted urchin) is the source of this 7829-nucleotide messenger RNA. Its product is annotated as calcium-activated chloride channel regulator 1-like. The record is from RefSeq and is a predicted model, not a curated record. The transcript is spliced from 20 exons. NCBI's taxonomy places the organism in Eukaryota, Metazoa, Echinodermata, Echinoidea, Temnopleuroida, Toxopneustidae. Bases 228 to 3863 code for a protein of 1211 amino acids. Gene Ontology annotation, molecular function: protein binding.